GAGGGCACCCGCCGGGGGGGGCGCCCGCCGAGCGGCUGCUCCGCGACGGGGCCGCAGCCGCGCCGCUGGCCCCUGCGGCUCUCCAGGGGGCCGCCCACGUCGACAACUUCCUGGCCCUGGGCGGGCCUCGAAAGGCCGUCGCCCCCACGGGGCGGCAGGCGGCCAGCGCUUUCACCGCAUCCGGCUUCGUCGCCCACGAGAAGACCGGCGCCUCGUCGAAGGCGCAGUUCGCGGGCCUCGAGCUCAACGGCGUCAGCCGCGCUUUGCGGAUCUCGCGGAGGCGAGCGCGGCGCCUGAAAGCCGCUUUAGCGGAGCUGCUCUCUCAGGGGCGCUGCAGCGGAGACGUCAUGGAGAUCCUGAUUGGCCACCUGGCGUGGGUCGUGCUGCUCCAGCGGAGCGCGCUCUCCGCGCUGCCUGAGUUAACGACCGCCAUGGGGCUGCCCCCGCUGCUCGCCGCAAACGCUGACGCCGUCUGGCACGACGUCGCGGCGGCCGGCGACGCCCCCCACUGGGGCCGCGGCGCGCUCCGCCGGCAUUGCCUUGCCUCGGAGGCUGCCGCCUGUGGCCGAGUGGUGGAGCAGUGGCGGUGUCGCGCAGCCGGGGCGGCCAACGCGCGCGGCCGCGCCUUUCUGGCUGAGGGCGCGGCGUCGGACGCCCGCGCGGGCUCGGGCACCUUGCCCGACUCGGCCGCCCAGGACGAGCAGCUGGGUUUCACCGCCGGGCCGCUGCAGGCGCACGCGGAGGUGGGCUCGUUCGACCCAGUGGGCGGCUUCAUGCACCCCGACCGCUGGCAG
Molecule: messenger RNA, 794 nt
Organism: Prorocentrum cordatum
Lineage: Eukaryota; Dinophyceae; Prorocentrales; Prorocentraceae
Source: the annotation of a GenBank genome assembly